GAUUUUUUCCGAAUACCAAAAAUGCACCGCCACUGAUGGUGUACCCAUAUGUGUUGCACAGAUUUCGAAUAUUAUAUUUUUAGUUGAUUGUUGACGAUCAAAGAAAAAAGAAAUCUUGUUCAAUUUCAUUCUUAUUCCCGUGUUCAUUGUCUAUGUUAAAGAUGUUUUCGAUACGUUUGUUUAUGUUUAUAUCAUGUUUGGUGAGCGUACUAGUUUUAGCAAGGCCAGCAAGGGAGGAUCAAUGUCAAGAUAUAAACUGUGAAUGUCUUAAAGAUGAACGAGGACUAGAAUACCACUGCCCCGAGGCCAGCUGGCACAGAAAAAUAAUAAUAGAAAAAUUAGACAUCGAAAGAACUGUUUGGCGUUGCUUGCACGUAGACGACACAGAUAAGUAUAUUCCGAAUACCAAGUUAUACGCAAGAGAAUUGACUAUAAUUGAUUGUCCACUGACGAGGAAAGUAGCACUAAACACUGAUUUCGAUCAUAUAGAAGAGUUAACAAUCGUGGAUUCCCUAAUGACAUCUGGUUUUGUAGAAAUUCUGACCAAUUGUUCCGAAAACAAAAUCAAAAAACUUACCCUAAGAUCUGUCAAGUUUGAAGAAAAUGUCGAUUUCGACCAUUUCAUGGCUAACAAACUAGAAAGGCUUGAACUUAGGGAUGUUGAUUUCAAAAUCGGGAAAAAAUUAUUCGAAGAAGAGAUAACUUUGAAAGAUCUGGACCUGAGGUGGAAUCAUAUAAAUAAUGUAGAAGGAAAAAUUUUUGAUAAUUUGUUCUUUUUGAAAACAUUAGAUUUGGCCAAGAAUAAUUUGGUUUCUAUGAACUCUGAUGUAUUCGAAGGUCUGUUUCAAUUAGUUCGUCUUUAUUUGGAGGAAAAUAAUAUACAAUUUUUUGGAAAAGGAAUCUUCAGAGAUUUGAAAAGAUUGGUCUCUUUAGAUCUCAGUAAAAACAAGAUAUGCUUUCUCCAUAAGGAUAUUCUAAAACCUUUAGAGUCUUUGAGAGAAAUUAAUUUGAGUCACAAUGAUGGACUUGAGUUAGAUGAUUAUGUAUUCUCCAAUUUACCUGAACUCAGAGAAAUUGAAAUCGCAUAUUUAAAUAUGAAGCAAAUUCCCGAGAAUAUUUUCAGGGGUUCAAUUAAUAUAACGCGUAUAAAUAUGGAAAGCAAUUCAAUAUCCCAUAUUCCUAGUUUUUUAUUCGAUGGCCUAUCGCAUUUGACCAAUCUGAAUAUGAAAAACAACGAUAUUAAAACUUUAGAUAAUUCUAUAUUCCAUUCCUUAAUUAGUUUGGCAACCUUGGAUCUUAGCUGGAAUAAAAUGGAACGAUUGACUUCAGAAUUACUUAGACCAUUACUUGAUUUACAUUACAUCGAUGUGAGUUAUAAUCGAAUCCAUUAUAUUGGAGAUAGAUGCUUUUGGAAUAAAACAAAUCUGAGACAUAUAUACUUUUCAAACAAUAAUUACAAAUAUUCAGUGGAAUCCAAAUAUAUUCCCGGAAAAACUCCUUUCGAUGAAUGUACUCAUCUUUUGACAUUAGACCUGGGAUUCAAUAUAAUCGAAGAUAUCCCUUGGUAUCCACUCAAUAAAGGAAAAUAUUUGGAGACUCUCAUUUUGAAAGGAAAUAAAAUCAAAUAUUUAGAUGUAUCAUUGAUAUGGAAAAUAGCUUAUAAGGGAUUGCAUCUCAACUUGGAGGAUAAUGAAAUAUCAAAGGUCAUUUUCAAUUCAACCGCUCUUCCCCAAGAAGCAGAAGAUCCCUUCAACGAAGAAGCUUCCUAUGUUUAUCUGGCAAAUAAUCCUUUGCAUUGUGAUUUUGAGGCUUGUGCUUUCAUUAAAUUCAUCGAGAAUGUUAUGGGAAGAUCUGCUGACUGGGGAAUAUUAUUUGUGUUUGGACAUCUCACCUGUGCCAGUCCAAAAAAUGUGGAAGGUGUUGAAGUUAGCAGAAUGUGUGAUUUUGGUCCAGAUUGUUGUAUGGCGUCAUUACGUAUAUUAUUUUUAUUGGCCUAUAUCGUAAAUCCAAUAAUUUGCGAAUGCAUAGAAACGAAUUGUGACUGUAUCGAUUAUCGACCAGUAUUUUAUCAAUGCCCAAAUUCGAACAAUGUUAAGUUAGUAAUUCAAGUUGGAGAAAGUAAUGAAACCAAAGUGGACUGCCAUGAGAGGAUAUCUCCCGACUAUCUCAUUCCGAAAAAAGUUUUUCACCCGAAAUAUCUCACCGUAAAAGGUUGUAUAGUUUCUGAGCUAACAACCAAUAUAUUAAAUUUCCCAAACGUUGAGGUUCUAGAGUUGAAUGAUUUAACAGUUUCAGAAAGCUUCACAAAUUUUUUGUUUGGUGCAGAACUUUCCAGUUUGAAGCAGAUAAAUUUUCAUAAUAUUCGUUUUGAUUAUUCUUUACUUCAGUAUGUCAAUGCACCAAACCUCAUUACAAUGGAAUUUUUCGAAAAUAAGAUUAUUUCCAUGGAUGGGAAUUUCUUUAAAAAACUCUCGAAUUUGAAGCAGAUUCGUCUUAUGUACAAUUCGAUUGAACAAUUACAUAAUGAAACUUUUAAAGGUUUAGAGAACCUGGAAGAGCUGGAUUUGGGAUUCAACAGUAUCAAGUUAAUCAACAGACAAGUCUUAAGACCACUCAAGUCCUUGAUUCGUGUUAUUCUGCAGUGCAAUGAAGGCAUUACUCUUGAUGAUUUUUUGUUCACUAAUUUUCCACAACUCUCUAUUAUAAUUCUAAGCACAUCGGGCUUGACUUCUCUUCCGGAGAAUUUAUUUUUAGGAUCAACCAAUAUUUCUGAAAUAUAUUUGAAUGAUAAUGAUAUCUCGGAUAUUCCAAGAAAUUUAUUCAAAGGUUUGGUUAACUUGAAGUACAUAGAUCUGAAUAACAAUCAUAUAAAGAAACUGGAUAAUGGACUUUUCCAAGGUUUAGUGACUUUAAAAACAUUGGAACUUAAUAAUAAUGAAAUCACAUCAAUAAGUUCCUAUCAAUUCAGUGGAUUGAGCGAAUUAGCCGAUUUAAGGCUGAAUGAUAAUAACAUUUCCACUAUCGAUGAAAAUGCUUUCAGAACAAAUAUGAACUUGGAAAAACUUCAUUUAUCACAUAAUAGAUAUCGAUACGAGGUAGUACUUGGAAAAAUUUUCACAAGCAGUCCAUUCAAGUACUGCCCGUUCAAAUAUUUAGAUUUGAGCUACAAUCUGAUGAAGAAUGUACCCGAUGAUCUUUUUAUUCAAUCAAGAUCAUUGCACUUUCUGAAUCUCGAAGGAAACAAGAUUGAAAUAUUAGAUUUGGAAGACAUACAAAAAUGGAAAGACGCUUUUACAAACAUCACAAUCAAUCUUCAAAACAACAACAUUAGCCAAUUUUUCUUCGAUCAGUCAGUACCAAAAAUGAUUGAUUCAGAUUACGAAGAUCUUGUUUCUAGUGCUGAUAAAAUUGUCGAUACAAGAAAAAACUCCGUUGUCUUGAAAAUUUCAGGCAAUCCACUUGUAUGCGAUUGUUAUGCCGAAAAUUUCGCUGAUUUCAUAAGGACAAAUUCAGAGAUAUUUUUUGAUCUUGAUAGCCUGAGAUGUGCCCUUCCACUUAACAUGAAAAAGAUGAGGUUUUUAGAUGUUGCCCCUUCGGAAUUGAUUUGUGAUUUGCAAUCUAUAACAGAAACAGAAGAAUUAUGUACGAAUUUUGAAAAUUGCUCAUGUAUUUGGAGACCUUUCGACAAGGCAAUCGUUGUGAAUUGUUCAUCCACCAAUAUGACAACUGUCCCCUCUUUAAAGAUUCCCCUCGAAUUGAAGUAUGAGAAAAUCAAUGUUCAUUUUGAAGAUAAUUUGCUGACAAUGUUCUGGCCAAUAGAAGGAUAUGAAAAUGUGACAGGUCUUUUUUUGGGCAGGAAUGAAAUAAAUAAUGUGUCUUGGAUUCCAUCGAAUAUUGAGACAAUUGAUAUCAGCAACAAUAAUUUGACUGAAUUAAGUGAAUCAGUUCUGAAUACAUUGAGCACACCUUCUGUGAAAAAUAUUAAAAUGGGAAAUAAUUCUUGGUCCUGUUCCUGUGACAACUAUAGCAUGAGAAGAUUUCUUUUGGAAAAUAUAAAAAAGAUUGAUGCCGAGAAUAUUAAAUGUGCUACGACAGGAACUAAAUUUAAUUAUUUAGUUGAAGAGGACUUUUGCGAUAACACAUUCUUUGUUAUCAUCAAGGUAUUCUUGAGUCUUUGUCCAAUUAUGAUCUCUCUCAUCCUUGCCGUAAUUUACUAUAAAUACAAGCAAGAGAUUAGAGUUUGGUUAUAUGCUCGAAAUUUAUGCCCUGGAUUUUUCAUAGAGGAAGAUCUAGACAAACAAAAAAAAUAUGAUGUCUUCGUGAGCUAUUCACAUAAAGACGCAGAGUUUGUGGAAGAGCAAUUAGUCCCUAUAUUGGAAGGCUCUUAUAAUUACAAUUUGUGCCUUCAUUAUAGAGAUUGGAUUCCUGGCUCUUUUAUCGCUGAAAAUAUUUGCGAUUCUGUCGCCAACUCAAAGAGGACUUUGAUAGUCCUCACUCCUAAUUUUUUAGAAAGCGUAUGGGGCAAAAUGGAAUUUAGAAUUGCCCAUACCGAAGCAAUGAAGGAAAGGAGAAAUAGAGUGAUAUUGCUACUGAAAGAGGACAUUGAUACUGAAAAACUGGAUGCAGAGUUAAGAUCCUAUAUCUCAACAAACACUUACAUCAAAUGGGGAGAUUCUUGGUUUUGGAAGAAGCUCCGAUAUGCUCUUCCUCGAUGUGAAUGAAGAAAGAUGUAUUGAAAAGGGAUGAAACAUUCUAGACAGUCACAAAAAAUGUUGGAAAACAUACAAAUAUAACAAUCUGAAAAUCAGCAUUAGCCAAUUAUUCUUCGUUCAAUCAAGACCGAAAAUGAUUGAUUCAGAUUACGAAGAUCUUGCUACUAGUAUAGAUAGCAAUGAGGAUAUAUGAAAGAACUCUGUAAGCUUGAAAAUUUUCAGGAAAUCCACUUGUUUGAAAUUGUUAUAUCGAAAAUUUCGCCAAUUUCAUAAGGACAAAUUCAGACAAAUUUUUUUAUUUCAAUAGCCCAUAUGUGCGUAUCCACCAAACAUGAGAAAGAUGAGGUUUUUUGAUAAUACCUCUUCGAAAUUGAUUGGUGAUCUGUAGAAGAAACAGAAGAAUUAUGUACGAAUUUUGAGAAUUGGUCAUGUAUUUGAAGAUCUUUCGUCAAAGCAUUAGAUUGGAUUCCAACGAAUAUUGAGAUUGAUGACGAAAAUAUCAAAUGUUCUUCGACAGGAGCCACUUUUGCGAUAAAACCAUUCUUAUUCAUCAUCAAGGUGAUCUACUAUUAUGAUCUUCCUCAUUCAUUACUAUAAAUGAAAGCAUGAUAUUGAAGUUUAGUUUUAUGCUCGAAAUUCAUGCUUGGGAUUUCAGAAAGAUCUGAAAAAAAUGAUAACUUCGUGAGCUAUUCACAUAAAACGCAGAGUUUAUUGAAAACCAACUAGUUCCUAUAAUGGAAAUCUCCAUUUAAGAUCGGAUUCCUAGCACUUUCACCUAUGAAAAUACAUGCGAUGAUUUUGCCAAAUCAAAGAGGACUCUGAUAGUCCUUACUCCUAAUUUUUAGAAAGCGUGAGUGUUAGAAUUGCCCAUACCAAUGCAAAGAAGGAAAGGAAAAAUAGAGUGAUAUUGCUACUUAAAGGGGACAUUGAUAAUGA
Harmonia axyridis is the source of this 5648-nucleotide messenger RNA. RefSeq lists its product as uncharacterized. Bases 153 to 4721 code for a protein of 1522 amino acids. Gene Ontology annotation, biological process: immune response; toll-like receptor signaling pathway. The transcript has 9 exons. The record is from RefSeq and is a predicted model, not a curated record. Gene Ontology annotation, molecular function: protein binding; transmembrane signaling receptor activity. Lineage: Eukaryota; Metazoa; Arthropoda; Insecta; Coleoptera; Coccinellidae. Gene Ontology annotation, cellular component: membrane.